GCGAGACCGACUCGGUGAGGUCCGGGAUUUGCGGGAGAGGGAAACUGAGCCGGCACGAUUCUGGACAUAGGAGAGAGAAACUUAUCCGGAGCGGUCCAGGGAGACUGACCCGAGACGGUCCCGGAUUGACAGGAGAGAGCCCCGGGACGGGAGCGUGACUGGAGAGAGCCAGGACGGCCCGGCAUUUUAGGAGAGAACCGGACAUCUGGAGCCGCGUCUCAGUCUGAAACGUCAACUGUUUAUUCACUUCCGUGAUUGCUGCCUCACCUGCAGAGUUCCUCCAGCAUUUUGAGGAAUUUUCAACAGAAGAACUGUUAGUCCCAGAGAUGGUGCCAGCUUUAACAAAUCUCUUAUAAAGACUUCAGCCUUUCAGUUGGAGGAGACGUCGCUGAAGGAAGGAUGGCUCUACAGAAAGGUCUUCGGAUGUGGUUUGGUGAUGAGCCUCUAUGUUCGAGGAGUCCCUUGACACCAAGACACGGGCCAGGACUUGUGGACGUUUCGCAGUACGACCAGUGGCUGGCUGUUCGACACGAGGCUACACUGGUGCCAAUGCAGGAAGACCUGUCCAUCUGGCUGAGCAGCCUGCUUGGAAAGAAGUUGAGAGCAGAGAAUUUCAUGGAGGAACUCGACAAUGGCGUAGUGCUCUGCAAGCUGGUCACGUUUCUCCAAAAGAAAGUGAAAGAAUGCGGGAAUCUGGAGAACAAGGAGCACUUCUCCAUGAGGAAAAUCCCGUGUAAAAGUGAUGCUGGUUCCGGGUCGUUCUUUGCUCGAGACAACACUGCCAACUUCCUGUCCUGGUGCAGAGCGAUCGGGGUGGAUGAGACCUACCUGUUUGAGUCUGAGGGGUUAGUUUUACACAAACAGCCGCGGCAAGUGUGCCUGUGCCUGCUGGAGAUUGGCCGUAUCGUGUCCCGGUUUGGUGUGGAACCGCCAGUGCUAGUGAAACUGGAGAAGGAGAUUGAGCGCGAGGAAACCCUCCUAACCGCCUCCACAGACAGGAUCCCUGCAGCAAUCCCAAAGCCAAGUUGCUCCAACAAAGAGCUUCACCAAGCAGUGAAGAUCAUUGCAGAGGAUCCUCCUUGCAACUGUUCCCAUCGGUUCUCCAUCGAGUUCUUAUCUGAAGGACGUUACCGCCUGGGGGACAAAAUACUGUUUAUCAGAAUGCUGCAUGGGAAACACGUGAUGGUGAGAGUUGGGGGUGGAUGGGAUACCCUUCAUGGAUUCCUGCUCAAGCACGAUCCCUGCCGACGGCUGCACCUCACCGCGUUAGAGGAGAAGAUUACGGCUCUGGAGAAGGCUGGGCCCAGGACUCCGAGCACCCGCCAGCUGUGUUCAGGCCCCUCUCAGCCUUCGCCAGGCACUGGCCCCCGCUGCCACUGCCCCACCUCAACCCAAUCGCCUGCUCUUAGGUCUCCCCUCCACCCGCCGGCUGCAGCUGUGACUCCGGCCCGGCCUCCAACUGCGGAGGGGCAAGCCUCAGGCCUGGGCCGGGCGCCUCAGAGGAGGCGUCCUGGUUUAGGCCGAGGUCCGGUCCUCACUGAGCCUGUGCCCAAGAUCAGUGCCCGCUGCCCAGCCGGGAGGGGCCUAUCACCGGCUGCUGUCUCUCCUGGGCCCCGCAACCGCAACAGGGCCACACCAGCCCCCACUACACUCAAAUCUACCCGCAGGCCUGGGUCUCCGGGCAGAGACAAGGCCUCACCCUCACCACGACCCCUCCCUCAGGUGUCCCCCCACUCCCAGCCCUUACCCCGCACUCCACUUGCUGUAGUGAAGCUGCCUCAAACCAGGGUGCAGAGCACUGAGGCCCGGGACAGGCCCAGGGCCCGGCCAGUGAAGGGUGCAGGGCUUACGGGCAAAGUUCCUCACUCCGUCAUCACCUCCAGGCCCCGGCUGCCAAAAGCCCGAGGGGAGGAUGCCUACCUGGUAAUGAACGGGGUCUCUCGGUCCAAGAAGUGAUAAGGGGUGGGGAGGAGGCGGGAGAAUGGCAGGGGGUGGGCGUCUUGGGAUGGGGAGGGCCUCAUCUCAGGGGCCGAGACCUCUGGCCUCUCUCCCAUAUGACCGCCAGGUGGAUGAGACCCCUUACCUGGAGCCAGUCUCCGUUUGGUGCCCCACAGGCCACUAGUUUACUCCCUGAUCAAGCCAGGUUAUCUGGACGGUAACCUACCACUGCAUGUGAGAUCUUGCUGUGCAUGCAAUGGCUGCUAUGCAUUACCCCAAAAGGUUUUCCUUUGGUUGGGCUUCCCUCCAAAGCUGCCCAGGGCGCUGAAGUAACUUUGUGUGCUCAUCUCAGCUCUUGGUGAUCAGGAGAUCUCCCCACCUCCUGUCCCAGGAUGGAGGCCAUCAGCCUUCUCCCCUGUAGUCCCCCUCCUCACCACCAAGGUGUUGCCUCUUUCAGCCCUCCCUCAUCCGUGGGUGCUGACCGUGGAGGAGAUUCGAUUAACUUCUCCCAUCCACACUCUUGCCCCGUUGAUGCUCUGUUCUGAUAUGGUAUAGAGUGUUCCGCCCUGCGCAUGGGAGUGAUAAUUUCCCUCAUGUUUUGGUCUUCCAGAUGUCAAAGAGGGGUCUUUAACUUCAAAAGCUAUCCUGAAAGUGCUGGUCAGUAAUGAUUUGAAAGGUUUUGUAAGUGGCAUUUCAUUGAGUGGAGGAGGUAUUCCCGCUGUACCCUCGCUAUGCGCUAAUUGUCGACGCAUGGGCCAUGGCCCCUGUGAUGAUUCGCGCCACAUGUGGCGCGACACGGACUGGCAAUUUCCACCCAGACACGUCCCCUCUGGGGCUGCGUUCAAAUGGUCAUCAUUCCAACGCUCGUCUUUCUGAAGAUGGUGCCGUGUGGCUUCGAUGGGUUGCUCAUUCCUGAACUCUAGUGUGUUGUUUACUGAGUUGCUUCAAAAACUGUUUUGCACACAAGGACACUACAGGAGUCAUUUUGCUGGGCCAAAGUCAGCAAAGUGGCAAAAUGCAAAGCCUUGCAUUUUUGUUUGUGUAUUUAAGUUGUUGUGAUUGAAGUCUAAAUUGUACUUUGUGUAAAAUGGCAUUGACUGGAUGAACAAGUUCCCCUAGUGUCCUGGGACGGGCACACUGAAGUGCCCGGGUUUUCAGGGACAGAUUGGGAACUAUUCGGCUCUGUGCUGAGGUUCAUCCCCAUUGUUCCCUGUCCUGGAUGAAUAACCUCCGUCUCUGUCCUCCGUUUGUACAGUUGUAAAUGCCAGGGUAGCUCUGGCCAUCAGUGCUUCCAGAGCUACGUCCUUGCAUCUAAGAUGUUUUAUUUAUUCUAUCUUUGGGCUUUCCGAAUUAACAAUAUACCUAAGCUUUUUUUUAUUAUUUGGUAAAAUGUAUGUACUUUGAACAGGUACACCACACUGGAGUCCCAUUGUUGAAGGAUGGCAGUUUGCUCUUCCUCUCUGGGUAUUUUAUUUUACAUUUCCCGUUUUCUGUUUUACAAUUAUUUGCCUCCUGCAGGAGGUGACAAUCCCCCCCCCCCCCCCGAGUACCCAUAGAGAACGCGGUAGGGUUUUGGAACGGCAUCUGUUGUCCUUCCUUGGGAAGAACUGGACAGGGUGAGAGUUCUGGAGAUGUCUAUUACUGUAAAUGGGUUGAAGUAGUGGGUGAUCUGUGUGUAGUCAAACAUAGGACAUGAAAUACUGAAAUGUGUGGGGCUGAGCUCGAUUCGUGCCUGUUACCCCAGCCCUGUACUAACCUCAACGGCUUCACACUGGAUAUAUGCAGUACCUUCAUCUAAAGAUAUUUAAUACCCAACAAAAUUGUCAA
Messenger RNA from Mobula hypostoma (lesser devil ray), 3765 nucleotides. RefSeq names its product growth arrest-specific 2 like 3 (gene gas2l3). The coding region runs from base 400 to 1956 and encodes 518 amino acids. Gene Ontology annotation, cellular component: actin filament. Gene Ontology annotation, biological process: actin crosslink formation. Gene Ontology annotation, molecular function: microtubule binding; actin filament binding; cytoskeletal adaptor activity. The transcript is spliced from 11 exons. The record is from RefSeq and is a predicted model, not a curated record. NCBI's taxonomy places the organism in Eukaryota, Metazoa, Chordata, Chondrichthyes, Myliobatiformes, Myliobatidae.